Messenger RNA from Rattus norvegicus (Norway rat), 4265 nucleotides. It is a transcript of the gene Plekha1, whose product is annotated as pleckstrin homology domain containing A1. Gene Ontology annotation, molecular function: PDZ domain binding; phosphatidylinositol-3,4-bisphosphate binding. The record is from RefSeq and is a predicted model, not a curated record. Gene Ontology annotation, cellular component: cytosol; nucleoplasm; cytoplasm. Lineage: Eukaryota; Metazoa; Chordata; Mammalia; Rodentia; Muridae. Gene Ontology annotation, biological process: phosphatidylinositol 3-kinase/protein kinase B signal transduction; negative regulation of phosphatidylinositol 3-kinase/protein kinase B signal transduction; B cell receptor signaling pathway.
GGCGCGGGGCCGCGCCUCCUCGCGCGUCUGCGGGCGCGCGCACCUGGGCGAGGCCGGGCUCACCUGUGCGCGGGCUCCUCUGCGCCGGUGGCCUGCCCUGCGGGUCCCCACCAAGGCUCACAGUCCCUAGCGUCCUCGCUGCCGUCGCCGCGGCUCGGCCCCUCUCCGGGAUCCCGGUGGCGACGCCUGUCGGAGCGGCGCGCCUCCAGGGCCGUGUCCGCCCCAUCCCCGCCGCUCGAUCCCGCAUAGCCCCGCUUCCCCGCGUGUGCGGACAGCGAGUGGCAGGGUUGGGAGUGCCCUGGCCAAGGUCACACGGGUGGGACCUGUGAGGCUCCUGAACUCUGGGCUCGGGAUUUGGAGGAAGGCAGCCCUGCUCGUCUCGUGGUUCCUUUCGGAUGCUUUCUAUUGACCCUCCCGGGAGAGCGUCCGAGGAGAAAGUGGUGUCAGGUUGAAAGCGCCCUGCUGUUCGUGGUGCUCGGCCUUGGGUAGAAUCCUCGUUCUGCCAGACACCCAAGCUGAGCCUUGACCGAGGGCCGAGUAAAUUCAGAAACUGAUGUUGUCUGGGUCCAAGUCCCGAGGACAGGUUUAAGGAACAGAUACUCAGUCCCCCAGAGGCUUCACCAUUAAAGCAACCAGUAUCAGAUCAUUAUCAGACAAUACUUGUCAGGAAAGGAUGGAGCCCCGAGCAUACGUCCUGCCUGUGAUGGCAUGUUGAAGGCCCAGUCUUGUGAAGUGUAAUGUUCAAGCCCAGAAAUGCCUUAUGUGGAUCGACAGAAUCGCAUCUGUGGUUUUCUAGACAUUGAGGAAAAUGAGAACAGCGGGAAAUUUCUUCGACGGUAUUUCAUCCUGGAUACCAGAGAGGACAGCUUUGUAUGGUACAUGGAUAAUCCACAGAACCUGCCUUCAGGAUCAUCACGGGUUGGAGCCAUUAAACUUACCUACAUUUCAAAGGUUAGCGAUGCGACUAAGUUAAGGCCAAAGGCAGAGUUUUGUUUUGUUAUGAAUGCAGGAAUGAGAAAAUACUUUCUACAAGCUAAUGAUCAGCAGGACUUAGUGGAGUGGGUAAAUGUCUUGAACAAAGCUAUAAAAAUUACAGUACCAAAGCAGUCAGACUCACAGCCGGCCUCUGAUAACCUGAGUCGCCAAGGUGACUGUGGCAAGAAGCAAGUGUCUUACAGAACUGAUAUUGUUGGUGGUGUACCCAUCAUCACUCCAACACAGGUGACAAGUCAGCGCUUCUGUUACGUGGAGAAAGAAGAAGUAAACGAAUGUGGUGAGAGUGUCGACAGAAACAAUUUGAAACGGUCACAAAGCCAUCUUCCUUACUUUGCUCCUAAGCCACCUGCAGACAGUGCAGUCAUCAAAGCUGGGUAUUGUGUGAAACAAGGAGCGGUGAUGAAAAACUGGAAGAGAAGGUAUUUUCAGCUGGAUGAAAACACAAUAGGCUACUUCAAGUCUGAACUGGAAAAGGAGCCUCUGCGGGUAAUACCACUUAAAGAAGUUCACAAAGUCCAAGAGUGCAAGCAAAGUGACAUUAUGAUGAGGGACAACCUGUUUGAAAUCGUGACAACGUCUCGGACUUUCUAUGUGCAGGCUGAUAGCCCUGAGGAGAUGCACAGUUGGAUUAAAGCAGUCUCUGGAGCUAUUGUAGCACAGCGGGGACCGGGCAGAUCAUCAUCAUCUUCUGUUAACUCUAAUCUUAGCUUUGCACUGUGUUCCAGAUGCGGCAGGCCAGAAGGCUGUCGAACCCUUGUAUACAGAGGUAUACGUCAAGAGCUGGCGAAUGCAGCACGAGCAUUCCAGCUGUCCUUCAGAAUCCAAAUACACUGUCCGUCUUGCCGGGGCAGCAGCCGCCGCCACCUCACAUUCCGCAGCCUCUCGCAGCCACUCUCUGGUCUCAAGCUAUACCAUGGAGAAGCGAGGAUUUUACGAAUCUCUUGCCAAGGUCAAGCCAGGGAACUUCAAGGUCCAGACUGUCUCUCCAAGAGAACCAGCUUCCAAAGUGACUGAACAUGCUCUGCCCAGACCUCAGAGUAAAAACGGCCCUCAGGGAGAAGAUGGUGAGCCAGUGGACUUAGAUGACGCCAGCCUGCCAGUCAGCGAUGUGUGAGGGGGGAGCACGUGGGCUGCCUGCGCCACUCACCCUCAGUGUCCUUCCAUGAGGCUUCUCGCCAAAGAUGAUAGAGGGUGAAUGAUCUCAGUGCAUAUGUUAGACUGCCUCGUGGGUGUGCUCUGUAAGCUGGCAAACUAGGAGGCAGGGAGUGGCUGAGGCAACAUAAUUUCUUUAAGAAAGGAAGGAGAAAAGCUGUGUCCAUAUUGACUGUCUGAAGCUUUACAUGUUUGGGUGGCAAAAAUGUGUGUGUGAUCUUUUUUUUCUCUUAGUGACUUUGAAAUUUUAAAUAACAACUUAAAACAUUAAAAUUUCUUAUUUUGGCCAUUUAAACAUGCUAAUAUGACUCCCUAUGAAAUAUUCAAUAUUUAUACAUUCUUAUCAGCUAACAUUAUCAAGUGGGACAUUCCCAGACAAAAAUUUCUCAACUCAUGAUGUCUGUGGUGCUGCAGAAUUUAUAUCACAACGUGGACCAUUUAGAAAUUCUAACCGUUUAUGAUAUUCUGGCUGUCCAGGUGAGUGGAAAAUUUCGCAUAGAAGAUUGGAUUACACUAUUGGUGCAGGUGGGAGUUGAACAGGGCUAGAAGAAGGGGAGAUUGGAGGUCAGCUAUAGCUAAUGUUUUUUUUUUUUUUCUUUUGUGGGGAGGGUACUUUUUUAUUUUUAUUUUGGUGACUGGAUUUUUCUGUGUAGCCAUGGCUGUCCUGGAACUCAUUCUGUAGACCAGACUGCCCUUGAACUUGUGGUGAUCCUUCUGCUGCCUCUGUUGUCUCCCAAAUUAUAGGAUUGUGUCACCAACUUGCAACCUAAGACACUUGUUUUAAAAAGCUUAGUAUUUUAUUUUAGUAAAAAUUGUUUGGUCAUAAAUUUUGAAAAGAUCUGAUUUUUUUUUUUUAAUCAAAGUUUUGUAAAUAGAUCUUAUUUCUGAAUUUGGACCAGUGAAAGACCUCAGUUCACAUGCUAAGUCAAAAUGGCCCUUAGUCAUGAACUUGUUGUGGCUCUCCCUUUUCAUCAUUAGUAACCUACCCUCAAGUGCCUGUGUCUUCUCAUCUCACUUAGGAUUGUGCCCCAGAGUCCUACAUGAUUGGCUUUAAAUGUCCAAAUAAAUGAAUUUCAGUAGCGUAGUUUGAUAUUUUAAAUAAGAUAGCAUUUUAUAUCAGAGACACCAGAAUGUUGGUGUUCAUCUGCCUGUGCAAUAUGUAUGUCUUGAAAACCAGAAUUGAGUAUGCAGUAAGCGUGGGGCUCUCAUACAUAGAAGCACCUCUCUGGAGGACCAAGUGUCUGCUGUCAAGUGCUGGCGGGUUUGAGCAAGCACUGUUUUGUGGCAACAUUGUCAGUGUUUGCCUGCCCCAGGCUGCUGCUCCAUGGCAUCUCCAGUCUUGGACUUGUGUCUUGGAGUUGUGGGUGUUAGUGUUUCGCCUUUUUAUGUUAUAAGACUACUUGUCGGAGGAUGAAAGAUUUGCUACAGUGGUCUAGGGUUAAGAUGUGCUAUUUAGUUGCCCAGCACAAGAACGUACCACUCACCUUUUCUACUCAUAAGCUAAUGUGUUAGAGUUCUAUGUCGUUUUCUCUUGUGCACCUGCAUUAGAAAACCAUAGGACAGCAAGGUCGUUAAGUAGCUAUCACCUCUGCUGCCGUAUUCAUGUCCAGGCUCUCAGAAGUCCUUCAUGAACACACCUAGGGACCCUUGUACAGAGUCUUGGCAGUAUGGAUGAGCCUGGCACGGUUUUCUUUGGUACAGCCUCCACAGUGCACGUUCAUUUUAUCAUAUUUUGGUAUUGGUAAUUUGAUAACAUUUCAUGGUGGUAAAAUAUUAGCUCUAUUUUGGGACUUUUUAUAGAACUACAUUUAUUCGAAAGCAUAGGAAUAUGUUCUUGUGAUUAUCAGGAUCUCCUAAUAUUUAUCUCAAUUCUUUUGUAAGCUUAUGGAAAUUAUUUAAUUAUUUUAAAGCAUAUUUUACUGUAAAUAUGUCAUAUCUGAAGUGUCAGUAGUUACUUUGAAUACCGUACUAUUUGCUGUAUUUUUUCCUGUGUGUAUACUGUAUCCUUCCAGAACAGGAGUGUACCUCCUAAUGUUCACUGUCACACUGCUCUAUGUGUGUCCGGUUGGUUGAACACUGUACUGACUUGAGAAUAAACUGCUCGCAAUCCAUUGUCA